GAUUGUGGUUGUUAUUAACAAAGCUUUCCCAUAAGUGGCAUUGAUAGCAGCACCAACACUUGUGUGGUCAUUUUUGUUAAAUCAAUAAACGUAUUUACAAAGAGGAAUUAAAAAAUCAAGAGAGGAGAAGAGCCAGAUGCAACUUCACAAUUUAAUUCUCUAAAAUUUACAACCGACCUGAUGAAACCCGUUUGGGUUUUGUUGACAUUACAUCACAAUCAUUUGCCUGAAAGUUUACUGUUCCACAGUUUGAGAAGUAUUUAAAAGCUUAUAAGUGUAUUACUCACUCAGCAAACUGGUGUGCUAUGAGCUGAAAGGAUCUGAAGAUAGAGGACCACACAGUGAGUACUGAGGAACCGCGUAUGAAUUAUACCUAAGAUCCAUUUUGUACCACACGUCAUGGAAGGAUUUUUCAUGUGUAGAAAAGUGCGUAACUGCGUGGGUGAUUAUGAAUAAAAACACAAUUGGACCAAAGGAAUACAUCAGUUUAACGCGUGAGUCCAAAGUGCUGCACAUGCACACUACAAUGGAAGUAGUUGCUAAUCUCAAUAAAUAUAGUUUACAUUUGUGAUAUAUUUGUGAUUUAUUCAAUACUUUGAAAAUGCCGGCGCUGUUUUGACAAACUAAAAACCUACAACUACAUUAGUCUGUAAAAAACCACAACGUGAUUUUAAAGUGUGUCUGUUUAUAUACUUUGGCGGUCCACCUGGAACUUCAUGAAAAGCAUUCAAUGUGUUCACAGUGUUUGCCCUGACCUGCUGCAUUGUGACCUCACUUAAUACACUUCAAUACAUGGAUCAAAGCUGCAUGAUGAUAUUUCCCAAUUUAACAAAUGAGUGAAAGGACAUUGGUUUGAUCACUGUCUAAACAAGGGCAUGUUUUAUUCAGGAGAUUCUGUGAAAAAGCUGUCCAUAAUCCUUAUAAUUGCUUUUCCAUUGUCCUUAUCUAUAGUUACCAUGGUGAGAGACUGCUCUGACCAACUGCUCAGAGGAAGCAAUAAAAGCGGAGUGUACCUGGUGACCCCUGACCUCCGCAGCAGAAGCUUCCCGGUCUUCUGCGACAUGGAGCUGGAUGCGGGAGGAUGGACGCUGCUGCAGCGCAGACAGGACGGCAGCGUGAGUUUUAACCGCACUUGGGAUGAGUACCGAUCAGGCUUCGGGGAGCUGGAUGGAGGGGAGUUCUGGCUGGGCAACCACAUGAUCCACCUGCUGACACGGGACAGGUACAUGGUGCUGCGGGUGGAGCUGGAGGACUUCGAUGGCGUGAUGGAGUAUGCAGAGUACGAGCACUUCAGGGUUGCCAGUGAAAGGAUGCACUACAGACUGACGGUAGGCGCUUACUCGGGUACCGCUGGUGAUGCUCUCCGCUUCAGCAAAAGUUAUGAUCACAACAACAAGGCCUUCACCACGCCGGACAGGGACAACGACCGCUAUCCAUCCGGGAACUGCGGGGCCUACUAUAGUUCAGGCUGGUGGUUUGAUUCCUGCAUGGCUGCCAAUCUCAACGGGAAAUACUACGUGGGGAGCUACAAGGGAGUGCGAGAUGGGAUUUUCUGGGGAACGUGGCGUAACAUAUCCACAGAGUAUUACCCAACCAAUGAGAGGCAGUCAUUUAAAAUGGUCAGGAUGAUGAUCCGACCAAAGAGCUUUGCACCAUGAACCUUGACUCCACCAGGACAUCGAUUUAAUAAACCCUUCUAUAUCCUUGACAUAGUUAUUGUUUACUCCUAAUACAAGGCUGCUGCCUUGUGGUGUUUGAUUCUGCAAUAAUGAUUUGUUCACAGAAUAAUAUGACAAUUACUGAGGAUGUACAUUGUUACAAAGGAAAUUAUUAUAACUACAUUGUAACUUUUUUAUAACAUUUUAAUAUUAAUAUAUUUGUGUUUUUUUAUUAUUGGAAAUUAACCAUGAGAGACGGAAAUGGGUGGUGCAGCGGAUGAUCUUUUAUUAUUGAAUUACUGGAAAGCGAGUUGAAGGUUGAUUGAAGAUAUAUGAGAUGUAUUGAAAUAACGACUGUUGUUAUAAUGAAUAAAAUAAAUAAAAAUGUUAAAAAUACAAACAUGGUUUUGCCUGUUUCUCAUUCUAUGUAUAAAAAACACUUGUUUUAAGACACAAGUUCCCUACAGCCUAUGCAGAGAGACUGACGUCACCUUCUCUGGUGCGACUGAUUGGACAAGACUUUAAAAAGAGGCGGGGCUAUAUUUAUACAAGCCUGUGACUUCCUGCUUGUCAAGAUAUUUAUUUUGUCCAGGACUAAGACCAGAAGUUAAGUAUUUUGCCGUCAACAUAAAAGAACAAAAAAUCUGGGGAGGUUACAGUCUGUUGGUAAUUUGGGCAAUUAUUCCAUCUAAAAUAGAUGAAAACAGAGCUAUUGUAUGGAAAUUCAAUUUAGAGUUAUUUAUGUAUUUGUAGAUAUGGACUACAAAGUCCAUCAUCUGAUGACACGAGGUGGGCUUUGCCAUCACGGCUUAUCUUGAUGUGCUGUCGUAAAAAGGAUCACUUUCUCUCUCGUUUCAAUGCUGUGUUUACAAGGUUCUAAAAGCAUUUCUUUUCUUUUCAAAUGACCACACAGCAAACCAGGCAGUAUUCCAGCACAGCGUUUGUUGUCACAGGGCGCUCUAGCAGGUAAAUGUGGUCAUAGCAAUGGAAAGACAUAUUGUUAAAUCUAUAUACAUUUUUGUAUAAUUCUAUAUACAUACACACAUAUAUGAUUCAUAAUGUAAUACCGGAAGACUAUCUGAGUAUAAAAGUAUAAAAUAAGCUUCGAAACAAAUCCUGCCUCAAAAUAUAAUUAAGAAAUGUACCCGUCUGAACUUUUAUCAUUCUAUUUACAACUUACAAUUGUAUUGGUUACUCAUAUUUUGUUCUUUUAUCUGGUAAUACCUUUCUCAUUUUAUUAUAGUAACACGUUUAAAUGUGUGUGUAAGGCAAAUUACACCAAGGCUCAAUAGUUUUAUUCUAUCACUUUACUUUUCCUAAUCGUAGUUGACGCUUUAAUCUGAAAACUCGUA
Messenger RNA from Pungitius pungitius (ninespine stickleback), 3010 nucleotides. RefSeq names its product fibroleukin-like. NCBI's taxonomy places the organism in Eukaryota, Metazoa, Chordata, Actinopteri, Perciformes, Gasterosteidae. The record is from RefSeq and is a predicted model, not a curated record. The transcript has a single exon. The coding region runs from base 876 to 1658 and encodes 260 amino acids.